AUGCCCCCCUCUCGAAUUCUCAAACCGAAUCGCCGCCGGAUUCCGUCUUUUCCGGCUACCACACUGCUUCCUCUUCCAAAUCGCCUAGCCCGCAAGAACAGAAAAGCUACCCCCACAUCUGAGUUGACUCAUGAACAAAUCGAAUAUCUCGUCGCGGAGGCCAACGCCAAGACUGAGCAGCGAAGCAAGCCGUGGACCGCCGUUCCCAAUCCCAUUCCGGACACCGGCAUCAACACCGUGAACCAACAUGCCGAGCUCAAGCAUAUCAGUUCUGUGUCUGAAGCGUCCAUCUCGUCUAGCGUUUUCACGACUUCCACCUUCUCGCAGAGCUCUCCGAUAUCGUCUGCGUCUACUGGCCUCAUAUACCAUCCUUCUUCGACCACCAUCAACCAGCUCAUUGCCUCAAGACAAACUCCCCAAGCCCUGCAAUCGUCUAUCCCUCCGAUGCCAACCAAGUCUGCGGCACCUAUUCCUCCUUCUACUCAUCGGCUCUCCGGAGUAGCCAUCUCGCUGAUUGCCGUCGCGGGUGUUUGUCUUCUGGUCGGCGUAUUCUUUCUGUUCAAAGUUUGUCUUCGACCCACUCGUGCUCCCCGACCUGUCCCAUCGCGUCCCAUACUUGAUCCAUCAUUGGCUGAUGACGACAUCUUUCAACCAAAGCUGGAAGACUCGCCAGUGUUCGGCGGGAAAGAAAGGAUGUCAGAACGACCCAGCAAUGCCGGUCUAUUUCAAUGGACACAGUAUACGGCCCCGAAGGAAAAGACGAUGACGCUGGGCAAUGAUGACGAGAAGUCUCGGUUCGACGAGACACGCGUUUCUCAAAUCUCUGCGGCCUCUGAAUACCCAGCCCCCAUUCAACAAGUGCAGAAUGUCCUCAAUCGAGCAGCCCACCGCAUCUCUAGUGCCUCCGCCUCAUUCUAUCCAACCUCUCAAGCUCAAUUGGUGACAUCUUUCACGGCAGACGGACAAUCAGUUAUCGAGCGUAUCAAUCCAAAGAUUCUUCAACGCAGCAGAAGCAGUACGGUUGGCGAGAGAAGCCGUAGAGAUUUGAGCCAGACGAAAACUUCGCGAUAUUCAUAUGGAUUUGCUUACGAUGGAGCUGAGGUGGCCUCUCCUAAAUUGCCAAUGCAAAGUCCAGCCAUCCCUACCCCUCAAGGUCGAACACGAAUCAUGUCUUCGUAUUAUGCUCAUCCACGGACUUCCCAUGCACAGCCGACCGGAAAGGUUCAUGAACCCAAAACUGCUUCCUCUGCGACAACACCCAUAACGACUGUUCCAGUAUCCCCUCAAUCAACGCUAUAUCCAGAUGAUUCGCUAAGCAUGGUUGAAGCCAGGCGCAAUCGAAUCCCUCGUCGUACUCCGACUGCCAACGCCAAUGCACGCGUUAGCCGUGUUUUUGGACGAGAGGAUUCGCGUGGGGUCAUCGCUUCUCCGACCGUCGAUGCGACAGCAGCGUUGGGUAACCUGAUGCUGAUGGACUUUGGGGGAACAAAACAGAGUGGUCUGAACGCUACUUUGUCGUCCUCGUCCUCGUCUGCUAACACUAAAUCGAUGGCUCGUAGUGACGAUAAACCACCCCGAGUUCCUUCCCCACCGCCGUUACCCUCUUUAGCACAAAUGAGCUGGGAGCAUUCUAAUCCAGAAGGUUAUGCGGACUAUCGCAGCCCGACCUACAGUAUCUAUAAUUUGUACGGAAAAUAG
Messenger RNA from Mycena indigotica, 1698 nucleotides. RefSeq lists its product as uncharacterized. Bases 1 to 1698 code for a protein of 565 amino acids. Lineage: Eukaryota; Fungi; Basidiomycota; Agaricomycetes; Agaricales; Mycenaceae. The record is from RefSeq and is a predicted model, not a curated record. The transcript has a single exon.